Molecule: messenger RNA, 5457 nt
Organism: Schistocerca serialis cubense
Lineage: Eukaryota; Metazoa; Arthropoda; Insecta; Orthoptera; Acrididae
Product: phospholipid-transporting ATPase ABCA1-like
Exons: 26
Coding region: 255-5129 (1624 amino acids)
Biological process (GO): lipid transport; transmembrane transport
Cellular component (GO): intracellular membrane-bounded organelle; membrane
Molecular function (GO): ABC-type transporter activity; ATP hydrolysis activity; ATP binding
Source: RefSeq, a predicted model, not a curated record
UGGGGGUACAGAACGCUGUUGUUUGACAGUUGGGGUAGAAUAUUGAUGAUGUGUUGUUGUACGCUGUGAGCUAUGUUUCUGUUUUGCGUGUGAGUAUAAGUGAAAGAUGGUGAUGACAUGGAAAUAAAGCGAUAUGUUAUCCAGGGCACUGGAUACCGGAUAAAUACCCCAAUGGUAGUUUAGCCCAGAGAAAUACGCCCGCUCCAAAGGGGCAACUGUAGUGUGGACACAAACAGCCAUCACACAGAAAAAGGAUGGCUAAACUACUACAGCAGAUUAAUCUGGUUCUUUGGAAACAUGCUGUUGUGAGGAGACGAAAUAUAAUUGUAACACUGUUUGAAAUUGUUGUACCAGUAGUACUCAUUCUGGUUCUGGCUUGUGUAUUACCUGGAAGCUAUCCCAAAUCAGAUGCUGUAGUGUUCGAACCUCAGGAUCCAGCUGAAGUGCUACAUUCAUCUUUGGCAUUUUAUGACACUCGUAUAUAUUAUGCUCCUUCUACAAGUUUUACUGAUAAACUCAUGAAUACUGUAGAUACUGCUCUACACGGCGUAAGACGAUCAAUCAUUGGCGUACAGAGUGAAGAUGAUAUUGUAAGUGCUUAUAACGCAUUUGAAGGUGGUGGCAAGUUCAUUGGUAUAAUAUUUGAUAACUUUAAAGAAGAUGAACUACCAACAUAUUUAAGGUAUCGGGUGAGGUCAGAGGCAACUUUAAAUAUAGAAGAGACUUUUUCGGAAGCUGCCCCAGAAGGACCAAAUGUUGAAUCUGAACAAUAUAUAAAGGCUGGUGUAGCAGCAUUACAACUGUACAUUGACAGUUUUUUCAUUGAUAUGGCCAGAAAAGAGUCUGGAGUGCACAAUAAGGACUUAAAUAUUACGCGGCUUGUUCAGAAAUUCCCUUAUCCACCUUCCACACACGUUUCACCUACUGUGUUGGGUCAACUUUUCGCAGUACUAAUUGUGUUGGGAUUUUCAUUUCUGUGUUCAACAAUACUCAAGCGUAUUGUUAGUGAGAAAGAAACAGGUGUAAAGGAAUUAAUGAAACUGAUGGGCCUUAAAUCCUGGAUGCUUUGGACUGGUUGGCUGGUUAAUGCUUUAUUUGUAAAUAUGAUCUCUGUUACUGGUAUUGUCCUAGUGAUGAAGUUUGGCGUGGGAAAGAUGCCACCUCUAAUAGAAAAAGCUGAUGCUACUGUGUUAUGGGUUUUUCUUAUUGUGUUCUGCAUCUCGUCAAUCGUUUGUUUCUUUGCCAUAAGUUCAUUCUUUGAAAAGGCAACUAUGGCUGUGACAUUUGGAAGUUCUGCAUGGUUUGUGCUGUAUUUUGCUGUACAUGCCUUCUCUGGAACAGCAGGAAAGUUAGUUGAAAAAUUACUGUGUCUGCUGCCUCAAGGGGGUCUUCUUCGUGGGCUGAUUAUAAUGUGGCAGUAUGAGUUAAGAGGUGAUGGACUUCAGUGGAAUACUGUGAUUUCUCCUCCAGUUGGUAACCCUGAAGACCUAACUAUGGCUGAUGUAUUUUUAAUGUACCUUCUUAGUAUACUUCUUUACAUUUUAAUUACUAAUUAUAUGGAUACAGUUAAGCCAGGAAAAUAUGGUGUUGCCAGAUCUUGGUAUUACAUGUUUGCGCAAUGUUUUCGUAGUAACAAUGGUAUAGAAAACUUGGAAACACAGGCAGAUGUUCAAAGGAACUUUGAAGCACCACCUGAUAAUCUGGAGCCAGGAAUAAGAAUUAAAAAUUUAUUCAAGAUCUACACUUCUUUAAGAAAAUCUGAAUCAAAAGUGGCUGUGAAAGGCAUAACUCUUGAUAUCUAUAAUGGAGAGAUUACAGCUCUCUUGGGCCACAAUGGGGCUGGUAAAACCACUACAAUGUCUAUUCUUUCAGGUAUGUUCUCAGCAACAAGUGGCUCUGUGAUGAUAAACGGCUAUGACACCAAAGAUAAUUUGGACAAAAUUCGUGAGAACUUAGGGCUUUGCCCACAGGAAAACAUGCUGUUUUGCGAGUUGACUGUUGAGGAACACCUUAUAUUUUUUGGCAUGCUAAAAGGAUUGUCAAAAAAAACAGCAAAAUAUCAGACAGAAGAUAUUUUGAACAAAUUAGAUCUUGUCAAGAAAAAGCAUUGUUUACCAUCACAGUUGUCAGGAGGGAUGAAACGAAAGUUGUCACUUGGUGUUGCUCUGUCAGGUGAUGCAAAGGUGUUGAUAUUGGAUGAGCCGACUUCAGGGAUGGAUGUAGAAGUCCGAAGACAGGUCUGGAACUUGUUGUUGAGCAUGAGGGGCCAGAAGACAAUUCUCAUCAGCACACAGUAUAUGGAAGAAGCAGAUGUUCUCGGUGAUCGUGUGGCAAUCAUGGACCAUGGAAAGAUUAAAUGUUAUGGAACAACCCUCUUUUUGAAAAAGCUUUAUGGUAGUGGAUACAAUCUCUCCAUUAUUAAAUUAGAUGGGUGCAAUGAAUCAGCAGUUUGGGAAACAGUUACAAAGAAUAUACCAGAAGCUGCAAUCAAAAAUUUGAAUGGACCUAUUAUGUGCAUUUCAUUACCUUUGAAGAGCACAUCUAAGUUUCCUAGUCUGUUUGAUGCAUUAGAAGCUAAUAAAAAUACUCUCAAAAUUGGUGGAAUUGGUGUAUCACUUACAACAAUGGAGGAAGUAUUUCUGAAUGUGGGAAAAGAGAGUGAAGAUGAAGCUAGUGAGCAUGGCAGUGUCAGGAGUGAAACAAUUGAUGAAUCACAUAGACUUGUAGACACUACAGAUGCACUAACCAGGUCUCGGGUCAGUGGGUUGAAGCUGAUACUCAGGCAGUUUCCAGCACUUCUUGUAAACAAUAUUCUGUUCACAUACAGAAAUUGGUUUACACAUCUUACAAAGGUACUAUUGGCAGUAGGUUUUGUAAGUUACACAGUAAUUCUGUCACUCAAAUACAUGGUUAUUGAUAAAGAGAUCCCUGCACAUGUGUUUUCGUUGAACGAUUAUGGAAGAACCGAAGUGUUUUUACAGCCUGGAUUUUGCAGUGAGGAUUUAAUACAGUCUUAUGAGAAAGAAAUUGAAUCUACAGAGUCAACAUUGACUGUUAUCAGCAGUUCUAAUGACAUAGAAGAUGUACUUCUCCAACAAGGUGUUUCAAAUAUUGCAAGGUUUAGAGAGAAAAUAAUUGUUGCUGCAGAAUUUAAAUGUGAUAGUAAUAGUGUGCAGGCAAAUGCAUUGUAUUCAAAUGUAGCAUUGCAUGGUUUUCCAAUAUCAGUAAAUAUCAUGAGCAAUGCUAUGUUGAAAUUCUUCAACAAUAAGUUUUCUAUUGUUUUCUCUUAUCAUCCGUUUAAGACAAAGGAGCCACAAGAGACUGUUCCAGUUGAAAUAAUUGGUCUGCUUUGGGUGGUAUUAACACCUCUUGCUGUCUUGUAUGUGGUAUCCAACUUUGUUACACUUCCCUUGUUAGAAAGAGUAGCGAAGUCAAAACAAAUAAAAUUUAUGGCUGGAGUGAAUCCUAUAACAUACUGGCUAUCCCACUUUCUGUGGGAUUUUGUGUGUUUUACAGUUGUAAUCGUUAUGCUACUUGCCUGUAUUAUCGUGUGUGAUCAUCGUGGAUUUUUCACUAAACCAGAGAUGUUAUGUGUUUUUGUCAUGUUAUUGAUAUUAUAUGGAUUCUCUGCAAUUCCAUUCACAUAUGUUUGUAGUUAUCUGCGAGGAACAGUGUCUAGUGCAUUUAACCUGAUAGUGACUACCAAUCUUAUUGUGGGUCUAAUAGGAUGUGCUGUAGUGUAUCUCAUGUCACUGAGUCCAAAUUUUGACACUGAAAGAAAAAUCAUUGAUACAGUGCUUCACAUGAUACCACACUACACAUUGUCAAGCAGCAUGAAGAAAUAUGCCACAAUAACAGCAAUGAGGAUUAACUGUGUGGUCACUAAACAACCAGGCUGUGAUGAAGACAUGUCAUAUUUUGCAACAGUGCUACCCAAAGAAUUCACCCUGACAGAGGAUAUAAUGUUUUUUGGAAUUGAUGGCUUGGUCUUCUUUUUCAUCUUGCUGCUGAUAGAAUAUGGUUUGACUAAGAAAAUAUAUGCAUUAAUUGAAAAACUUGUCUUUAAAGGGACGAUAGUAAGAGGGUCUUUAGAUGAUGAUGUGAAAGAAGAAGAACUUAGAGUAAAAAUGCAAUUGCAAGGAAUUGUAAAAAAUGAUGCAUUGUUGGUCUACAAUUUGGUGAAGAAAUACCACAGUUUUCCAGCUGUUAAAGGAAUUAGUUUUGGUGUCAGAGAGGGAGAAUGUUUUGGCUUGCUUGGAACUAAUGGUGCUGGUAAAACAACAACAUUUCAAAUGUUGACGGGCGAUAUUAUACCCACUUCAGGAGAAGUUUCAAUUUUUGAGUACAAACUCAGAAAAAAUAAACAGAAGUAUUUGUCACACAUUGGCUAUUGCCCGCAAUUUGAUGCUCUUGAUGAACAUUUGACUGGUCACGAAAUGUUAUCAAUGUAUGCCAAGCUACGUGGUGUUCCAGAUACUUUGAUUACUUCUCAGAUUAAUUUGUGGACAAACUUACUAGGAUUGAAUGAAUACAGAAAAAAGCUUUGUGGUACUUAUAGUGGUGGUAAUAAACGAAAACUGAGUGCAGCAGUUGCUCUAAUUGGAAAUCCUCCAAUUGUGUUCCUUGAUGAACCGACAAGUGGUGUGGAUCCAGUAUCACGGCGGAAACUUUGGAAUGUUCUUGGGAAGAUCCACAAGACAGGACAAGCUGUUGUCUUAACAUCUCACAGCAUGGAGGAAUGCGAAGCUUUAUGUACUCGCCUGGCAAUUAUGGUGGCCGGACAGUUCAUGUGCAUGGGGAACAGUCAGUAUCUGAAACAAGUGUUUGGGCAAGGUUUUACUGUUGUGAUAAAGAUAAAAUCUGGAAGUGACAUAGAGCAAGUGAACAAACUGAAAUUUUGGUUUCAAGAAAAAUUUAAAAAUAACUGCUUUCUCCAAGACGAGCAUGUGGGUUUACUUCAUUAUCAGAUAACCAAUCCACAAAUCACACUGAAACAAUUGUUUACAACAUUAGAAGAAAUGAAGAAAAAUUUCAGAGUGAUAGAAGACUAUGCUGUAAGUGAAACAACACUGGAGCAGAUUUUUAUGUCUUUUGCGAGACAGAAUACAGAUGGAAUUGCAUCAGUUUAGAAAGACAAAAUAAAAAAAAAUGAUAUGUGUAGAUUAAUUUUUAAGUUUACUAUCACUCCUGUAAAAAUGAUGCAUAUUUGUAUAGACUAUUUACAACUUUAUGAUGCAUAUUUGUAAGAUUAUUUAAAACUUUUAUUUUUUCUAUCUUUUUGAUAUGAAAACUAGCUCUGAAAAAACAAAGAAUUAUUUUUCCACUGGCAGGGUGCUAGUCUUGUUACUGAAUAAAUAUUGAGUGUGGCAUUUGAUUUAACAUUGUAAUUUCACUGGACAAGGAAUUACAUAGUGUACUGUGAAGUAUACUGGCAUGCGCUUUCUUUUCUUUUCUUUU